Molecule: messenger RNA, 873 nt
Organism: Pichia kudriavzevii
Lineage: Eukaryota; Fungi; Ascomycota; Pichiomycetes; Pichiales; Pichiaceae
Exons: 1
Coding region: 1-873 (290 amino acids)
Biological process (GO): heme oxidation
Molecular function (GO): heme oxygenase (decyclizing) activity
Source: RefSeq, a predicted model, not a curated record
AUGGCCAUCCCAACACAUUCAAACACUUAUAUCAAUCAACACGAAAUCAUUCCUGCAAAGAAUGACCUAGGUGCCCUAGCAAACCGGAUCAAUAGUGAGACACGUUCUUUACACAACCAAAUAGAUAAGAUGAUGACUCUAAAGUUUGCAAUUGCAGUUCGUAAUCCAAAGAUUUACAGACAGGGCAUUCAGUUUUUCUACCAUGUCUUUAGUGCCAUUGAAGACUGUCUCGCACGUGAGCUGGCAAACACGGGGAGCAAGUACCAUGAGAUGUUUGUAGGAAUCUACAAACCUGUAAUGUUAAGACGUGAGAAAUUAUAUCGUGACUUGAUGUUCUUCUAUGGUGAUGAAUCGAAAUUCGCCAAACCAAUCAUGCCAAAACAAAUUGAGUUUACUGACUAUAUCAGAAAAUCAACAGCAGAUCACCCUUACUUACUGUUGGCUUACAUGCAUGUUCUCUAUUUGGCGUUGUUUGCCGGUGGUAGAAUUAUGAGUUCUCAGGUUUCGAAAAGUCUAAGGUUGUUCCCGCAAGUUGAGGGCAAAUCCUACGAUGAAAUCAUCAAUGAAGGUACCAAUUUCUAUAAAUUUGAUGUCGAAGAUAUGGAAACUUUGAGAAUUAUCUACAAGAGAGACUACGAGCUACAGACUCGUAAUUUCUUAAGUGAGGAAGAAAAGGAGGAAGUUAUCAAUGAGUCCAAGUUUAUUUUCACUCAAGUUGCUGAAGGUAUCAAAGAAAUCGAAACCCAUAACUUAGAAGCCAUUAAAGGCUCUAUUGGAUAUCAAGUUGCUCUACAAGGGUACUACUUUGCCAUUUUCAUAACUGCAUUACUUUUAUGUAUGAUUCUCAAGAGGAUUGUUUACUCGUUUAUCUAG